CCGAUGAUGAGCCCGAUGACUGGUACGGGGUCCUCGAAUGUGUGCGGCCGAAAUAACUGGCUGACGCUACAGCGCAGGGACAAGAGGAUAAUCGACACGGGAUGCUCCGUUGAGAACGAGACGCUUCGUUUUUGCUUCGUCGAUAAGAAGGAUUGGCGUCUGUGUAAGGCCGAGAUGGCAGCGUUUCGCGAGUGCUGGGACAAGCACGGGAAUGCUUCUCGCACGUCGCAGACGGAUGUUUGAUCGCUAGCACUGUGAAGGAUCUCUGGCAUGUAGAGUAACCAGUAGACUAUUCUCCAUUCAAUACUAUAACUAUUAUGC
Molecule: messenger RNA, 321 nt
Organism: Tricharina praecox
Lineage: Eukaryota; Fungi; Ascomycota; Pezizomycetes; Pezizales; Pyronemataceae
Exons: 3
Coding region: 4-243 (79 amino acids)
Biological process (GO): mitochondrial respiratory chain complex IV assembly
Cellular component (GO): mitochondrial intermembrane space
Source: RefSeq, a predicted model, not a curated record